Molecule: messenger RNA, 4641 nt
Organism: Chara braunii
Lineage: Eukaryota; Viridiplantae; Streptophyta; Charophyceae; Charales; Characeae
Source: the annotation of a GenBank genome assembly
AGUUCGCCUGUCCGGUUAGGGGCACCUGUGCCAUGUUCUGCCAUGGCAAGCGUCGUCAUGUCUGUUCCUUUGCGUGGAUGCGAUUUUUCUUGUCCUGUUUGCUGGCAAUAGCUGCGGCGGUGUGUGGCUGCUGUCUGCUCCUCGCGCCGAGCGCGGAGAAAGAAGUACAUAGAACGGCAUUGAGGCGCGCUGCCUCCCAUGCCAGCGGCCACGCGAGUGCUCGUUUUCUUCAGGAGUCCGCAAGUGCGUCUCAACCGCCCCUCUCCCCCGCAAGUGGUGCUCCCGCGGCACUGCCGCCAGCAACUGCCACUCCGGCGGCACCAUCGAGGGCAAACGCUGAUCCAGGGACGCAGCCGGACUACGGUUUGCUGCCCCUGCGUCCAAACUUCAUGCUAAAAGGCUCGGUCAGGCUCGUACGAUCCCAUCCCCCCAGGGCUGAUUCGUCCGCCGACGAAGAAUGUCACUCCGAAAUCAAGAACCUCGUGAUUUCACCAUUGCAUGUCCUGUAUUAUGUCCUGGAGCAGUACUGUUCCAAAGACGGUAGCGACACCCAUCGUGAGGUCUCGAUCAGAAACGUUAGCUUACUGCAGGGCCGUGCCAGCGAUGAUUCUAUGUCCCCACAUACUGACGAAGGGACAGUAAGUUACAUGUGGCCAUUCGACCAACCGAACGGCUCCAGAAUUGCGAACGGGACCGAUUCCGGAGUAACAGAAAGUCUACCUUAUGUGUCAGGCAUGGGUCUGUCUAGGGAUGGAGCACAUCUCCUGCUGAGUGUCAGAAGAUUCAAGGAACUACUGUAUGGGAACGGCUUCCAUGCCGAAAAUCUCAGCAUGCUUAUUUCUGUGUCUCUUUCUGACGGCUCUCGCUCAUCAAUCUGGCAGAGGUAUUUCGUCACGUCUCUGGCUGUGGACAACACGAGCAUACUUGUGAACACAGUGUACCAGAGGGAUUUCUAUUCAAUAAAUUCCAUCGAGGUCGACGACUCGGGACGUCCGAUGUGGGGAACUAAACCGGGCGAAGACUUUUUGGCGAAAUCGGAGCUGGACGUGGUGUUUCAAUCCCAAAGCGUUGUUGCGAACGGUACUUGCCUCUACUAUGCGCAGAUGCCAGGGGGUGAAGUGUGGGGACAAAUUAGUGUAAAGACCAACCUCUACUUCCCUGAGCGGUCAAGGAUUUUGGAUGGUGGACAACGUGCGAAUGACAUAGUGGCCACUCCGGACGGAUGCAAUGUGUUUGUGGCUCGGGGAAAAGGAAUUCAACUUGAUGUCUUUCCCGUCAACUUGCCCUGCAAGGGUCCCAAAGCUGAACGGACGAGGAGUGGAAUAAUAUACCAUGCAGAAUUCACGGGAUUGGCCCUUCACGAUGACGGGAAACUACUAAGCCUGUACAUUGGAACGAGCAACGGCAACUUGUUUCGAGUACCGCUUCACAGGUCGGACCUACACAUUUGUAAACGGGGGCGCAUGUCAGCCAUUCCUUUCGUGGGCCUCAUGUUAAUAGUCUCCGUCACGGCAGGGUUUGUGGUAUUGGGAAUCGCUGCCGGCUUGAAGUUCAUGUUCAACCCCUGUAAAACCCAUAGCCCUCGAGCUCGCGAGGCGAAUCUAGAAAGCCAGCGGCCAACAACGGACUGCACUCCUUUCGACAUCUCAGGACUCAAGCCCUCGCGCCUCAAGCGGUUCCCCUUGCAAAUGCUGUUGGACUGCACUGGAAAUUUUAGUGACAGUUUACGGAUCGGGGAAAGAGGGGCGUUUGGAAAAGUCUAUAGGGGGUCGGUCGACGGCAUGGAGGUGGCAAUGAAGGUAAUGACGGGUGAGCUGACGGACACCAAGCGGAGUCAGUUUGUGGCGGAGGUGAACACACUCAGUGCAGUCAAUCAUGUCAAUCUGAUCCAGCUCAUCGGGUACUGCCUGGAGGGCAGUCAUUGCAUACUUGUGUACCCAUUCUUCCGAGGCGGCUGCUUGCACCGAAGGUUAUUCCCCAACGUUGGAAAGGGGACAGGGCAAACCUCUCUCGUCGAGGAACACACAGAAUCUCUUCCCCCGCUCACUCUUCAGGAGCGCAUGAGCGUCGCGUUCCAGAUAGCCAAGGGGCUCUGCUACCUACACGACGGUGCCAAGCCUCCCAUCAUCCAUCGUGACAUCAAGAGCAGCAACGUCCUUCUAGGAGAUGGGUGUGGGGAGACGCUCCAUGUCGUUCUCGCUGAUUUCGGAUUGGCUGCCAUUGGGGAGAGAGUGUUGGACACCGGCCACGACCAUAUUGUUCUGACGUCCCACAUCGGUGGCACAUUCGGGUACAUGUCACCUGAAUACAUGCUGAGAGGAGAGCUGUCGGAGAAGAAUGAUGUUUAUUCCUUUGGGGUGCUCGUAUUAGAGCUCCUGACGGGAAGGAAGGUGGCUGCACCAGCGCCUUCAGGGGUGGGAUGGGAGACGCUUGUCGAGUGGGUGAAGCCUUUCCUUCGAGGUGGAGGAGAAAACAUCCAAGACCAAGACCGGACAGUGGACAUGCCAUAUGCGAUCCUUGAUCCCUGGCUACGGGACCAAGCAGAGGGAGAUUCAAUGAAGCACCUGGUGAUGAGCACUAUCCAACUGGCUUGGGAAUGCGUCCACGAGGAAUAUGGGGCGAGGCCAGCAAUGCGCACAGUUAUUCAAGGCUUUCACAGCAUGUUUUUGGAAGUAGGGUGGGAGUCGCUGACCAAGACUACAGAUAUGGCGAACCUUUUUGACGAGUCACGAGCAGAGGAUGACGUCAGGGUCGAAGAUGACCGUGCGUCGCAAGCGGAUUGGGAUCUGCUCAGCGAACGAGGAAAAAAACUCCGACUGCAGAACCAUCGCAUGCGGCCAUUUCAGAUGCAAACAAAGGUCUAGUCCACGAAUGCAUCACAUGUGCAUUACAGGGUUAUCUUACUAUCUUGUAGUCUUCGGACCAGCUAGGUUUCACCAAGUCUCAGAGGGUGUGGAAGGGGACGUGGAAAGGGAGGCUCGACGGAUUAUAAGAGAGGGACUACCCAUCUAGAGGGGAAGGACUGUGGAGGAGGCUCUUUUCUGUUGAUUUGCUAUGGGAGAAUUAGUUCGGGAAAGGGUGCUGAACAAGCCUGGCAUUGUCUGGAAAUUGCCGGCUAGCCACUGCCGAAGCACGUGCAUGGUGCACUUCUUGGGGUGUUUGUUCUGUACCUGUCCAUGAUUCAGUUCAUUUCAGACAAGGCUAAGGCUAAUUCAGGAUCUGGUUCCUUCACUGGGAGUCUCGGAGGGGUAGGGUGCCUGCCUCGAUAGGAAAAGAAUUAGGCGGAGGGAACCCUACGUUUGUCUGGUUGGCGAUUCUACAUCCUGCAGCCCUGAACUUGGCACAGCAGCUAUGGAGAGUGCUGCUCCAUUGCAGUAGCUUGGGGCAUACUGGAAGAAAUGAGGUUGGUCAAGCAAGGAUGCCAGGCAGCAGGACGAAGUGUAUCCAAAGAUGGUAGGCUUGGUGACAUCAGCCUGUGCUCCGAUACAAGCAGGAAAGGGGUCCGGGUGGUGUGGAUGGUAUAGCAUCUAUAGAGAUGGUUGCCCUGUAAUCAUGACUCUUCUAGGAGUAGAGCCAGGGAAAGGUGGUACACUGAACCAUAACAAUUUACUCAAUUUACUCAGAGUGGCACAAGCAUGGUAGCUCAGUGGGUUAGAGCUGUGACAUUGAAACGGGGAGGUUGAGGGUUCGACUCUGUAGACCGUCAACCACCCCUGCGCACGAUCAGUUGGUGGUAGGUUGGCACGCCACAUAGUUGUCCCCCAGCCUAGUAGGGCGCAUAGACAGUCAGCUGAUGUAUUAUCUCAGUGGGUUGAACUGGAGUGCUGCAAGGGAGAGGUCGGGGGUUCUAUUCCAAUCAGCCUUUCGCAUCACAUAGUAUCAAUAUCUCUGAGGUGCAGGCAGGGAUCGGCCUUGUAGGCCUAGUGGAUUGGACGAUCUCACAGUAGUUGGUUACCUGAUGGCCUUGCUUGUAUGUGUAGGGGGGGGGGGGUUCAUGCAGGUGGGAUGGUGAUGGGGGAUUUGCAGCAGAGGGAUUGCCUGCCCCCCAUGACAAAUAGGACAGAGUAGGCUCAGUAGGCCCAGUUGAUCACAGAGGUCUUGGAGUGGGUGGUGGGCAUGUACCUUCUGAUGACCAAGAUGGAUCUGGGUCAUGCAAGACAGCUAGAACAACUGGAGGAAUCUUGCUGAUGACCGAGGAAUGAGGAUGGAUGGUGGUUUGUGAAAGGACGAGGCCAGAACGACACUGGUCGCGCUGCCCUGUAACUCGAGCUGUAUGGGGGCAUGAGACCUGGUAGAGAGAUCUGGCAAGUUGUCAAGGGUGGAAGGCACUCUAGUGUCUAUUGGUGAGCUGGUUUGGGGUUAUGGCUGUCUAAGUUUUUGUGUAGAUUGCAUAGCUAUCAUUUUCAGCAGAAUCCAGGUAAUGGCCCUGGUAUCUCAAAGUGUUCUGCAUAAAUUUCUCAAUGCGUUCUUGAAUGGGACGCUGGGCCCAGUUCCCAGCACGUGCUGCUCCCACGAAUAGAUUGGAGCAUGUCCUUAAAAAAAAAAAGAAAAAAAAAGGAUGGAUGGUGGCCAGGAACCUGGUGAUGACAGGGGAUAGAAUACCUUCAGAUGAUAAACAACAAACAAACACAAGCGACUGGA